Gigantopelta aegis is the source of this 5337-nucleotide messenger RNA. Its product is annotated as multidrug resistance-associated protein 5-like. The coding region runs from base 158 to 4456 and encodes 1432 amino acids. Gene Ontology annotation, biological process: transmembrane transport. The record is from RefSeq and is a predicted model, not a curated record. The transcript has 32 exons. Gene Ontology annotation, molecular function: ATP hydrolysis activity; ABC-type transporter activity; ATP binding. Gene Ontology annotation, cellular component: membrane. Lineage: Eukaryota; Metazoa; Mollusca; Gastropoda; Neomphalida; Peltospiridae.
UUUGCGCGCCAAAAUUCCACAGAAGGCAAAGGCUACUGAGAAACCAAGGUGAAGGACAUCUUUGGAACGCGAAUGUUCGGAAAAGUCAUUAUAGAAUUCUGUGGCCAGGGCAGAGAUCAUCAACAUAAUGCCCAGUGAGGAGAGGCAGAAACCGUGAAUGGAUGUCCAUGGUAAACCCUCGCACUCGUCGGAAGGAAAGGCUGGUUUCCGGUCGAUCAACCAGACGUACGCCAGACAUGGGUCCAGUCAACUUGGAAUUGACAGGAUCCCUAUUACGAGGAUAGGGAUCUUCUCCAUUGCGACCCUGUCAUGGCUGACCCCUAUUAUGUGGUCCCUGUAUCGGCGUGGGAUAGGGUCCGUUCUGUGCUUGACGUGGUGGGAGGAGGACACAGCCCAGUACAAUGUUGACAGACUUGGGGAAUUCUGGGAAAAAGAAAGGAGAAAACAUGGUGCUGAAAAAUGUUCGUUUGGCCGUGCAAUUCGCCACACCUUCAAGACAAGACUCAUCUGCUCAGAAAUUGUUGUUAUGUUGGCAAUAGCGUUUUCCUUUAUCGGAUCGGCAUUUAUUUUGCGACUUCUACUCGACCACAUAUCUGAAUCUAGUCCAAGUGUUGGCGAGGGGGUGGCCAUUGUUGUUGGUUUGAUUAUAAGUGAACUCUGUCGAUGUCUCUUCUUUUCACUCGCCUGGUGUCUCAAUUACUGGAACGGUAUCAAGGUACGAGGGGCAGCGAUGGGAUUGCUGUACAAGAAAAUACUCCGACUACGCAGCUUGAAAGACAAGAAGAUUGGAGAGCUUGUGAACCUGUGUAGCAAUGACGGGCAGCGUUUUUUUGAAGUGAUGGUCAACGGACCGUUUAUCAUGGCCGGGCCGGUGAUAUUUAUUAUCGGGUCCAUCUACCUGGGCUUCCUCAUCGGACCCUGGGCUCUGAUUGGAUGUGCUACGUACCUCGCUUUCUUUGUUCUGCUCAAGUUUGUCAGUGAUCUGAUGGAGAAAUUCCGAUCCACAGCUGUAUCCCUAACAGGAGAACGGGUGAGUCUGAUGACCGAGGUGCUGACUUGUAUGAAGCUCAUCAAGAUGAACGCCUGGGAGAAACCUUUCAAACAAAGAAUUUCUGAAAAGCGAAUGAGUGAGAAGACGGCCCUGGAGCACUCAUAUUUCUUACAGAGCAUCAUCACGUCUCUCGUUCCCAUGGUUCCCCUCAUCGCCUCUGGAUUCAUGUUUAUCUCACUCAUCCUGUCAGGAAAUGACCUCAAGGUGUCGGAGGCCUUCACCAUAAUAGCCCUGCUGUAUUCGAUCAGCCUCUCUCUGGGUCUGGCGACACAUGGAGUGAGGACAUUGGCUGAGGCCACCGUGGCAGCACGUAGGUACAAGGAAAUUCUACUGAUGGAUGAGAUUGCUGAUGGCCAAAGGGAGAUAACUGAAGAUGGGGUAUCUGUGAAGAUGAGCAACGCGACUUUCAGCUGGGAGGGACAAGAUGAUGAUGAUGACAUAAGUGUGGAAGCUAUGAUUGGAGGAAUCUCAAAAGAGGAAAUUCUUCAGUCAUUCAGGAAGCGAUUAGCAAGUACGCACAAAGAAGAAACCCACACUGAGGUUGACGAUAAUGAAGAAAUGGAAAACAGCACUCCAUUGUUGGGGAGCCUAACUACAGUAGAGAAAACAACAUCUCUUGCUGAGAUUGACUUUAUUAUUAAAACGGGUGAGCUUGUCGGUAUCUGUGGAAUGAGGGGCAGCGGGAAAUCGUCUGUUCUCUCAGCCUUACUUGGACAGAUGAAGUUGCAGUCGGGGAAAUUUGCGGUUAAAGGUCGGAUUGCGUAUGUCAGUCAGGAACCAUGGAUAAUCAACGGAACAGCUCGUGAAAACAUUUUAUUUGGGAAAGUGAAGGAUGAAGAAAGGUACAAGGCUGUUAUUGAAGCAUGUUGUUUGGACAAGGACUUUGAUACUUUCGGAGCUGGCGAUUGUGUUGAAAUCGGUGAGCGAGGUCUGAACAUCAGCGGGGGCCAGAAGCAGCGGAUCAGCCUGGCACGCGCCCUCUACAGUGACAGCGACAUCUACCUACUCGACGACCCCAUGUCGUCCCUCGACAUCCACAUCGGCCGCCACGUCUUCACACAUGGUAUCAAGAAGCUGCUCAAGGGGAAAACGGUGCUCUUCGUCACGCACCAUCUCGAAUAUCUGAGCCGGUGUCACCUGGUGGUGCUGAUGAACGGUGGUCGGAUCGUCGAGAUGGGGAGUCACUCGGAGCUGAUCGACGCCAACUGCGACUACUCUGACCUGAUGUCGCUCUACUACAGCAAGUACGAACAAAUCCAGAAAGAGAGAAUUAAGUCUACCAACUUCAGCAGAGAGGGGCGCACUACUCCGCAGCGUGGGUUUUCCCGACUGUCGCGGAAGGUGCUGAGUCGCCAGCUGAGUCGGAUGACAACGACGGAGGGACUACAGCAUCAGUACAGCAUCAUCUCCACAAGCAGCACCGUGUAUGGCGACUACGACUACGUUGAUAUUGACGACCUGGUAGCUGGUCAGGAGAUGGACAACUCUCAGGUGACGUUUGACGUUUACAAGAUGUACAUCUCCAACGCUGGCGGCUACUGCAUCGUGUUGCUCAUCUUCAUCAUGUUCGCCACCAGCAUCGGCAUUCAGACCAGCGCCACCUGGUGGCUGGCCUACUGGUUAGAACAGGGAGAUGGGAAUGCAUCGUCUAUCAACAACUCAACUCAUCACAGUGGUAGCGUGGCCGACCACCCCGACGUCAGGUUGUACGCCCUCGUCUAUGGCCUCUUCAUCAUCUCCAUGCUCAUCAUCGUCGCCAUCAGGGGCCUCGUCUUCAUGAAGGUAUUGCUUCGGGCUGCUAGCCGAUUACACAAACAACUUCUACAGCGAACAAUGCACAGUCCGAUGAAAUUCUUCGAUAAGACUCCAUUAGGGAAAAUUAUCAACCGUUUUGCAGCGGACAUGGACGAAGUUGACGUUCGGUUACCCUCGAAUCUUGAGUUGUACCUUCAGAACAUUUUGCUCGUGUUUUUUGCACUUGUUAUGAUUUGUGUCCUGUUUCCAUGGGACCUCCUGGCCAUCUUGCCUCUCUCGAUUGUGUUUUUUGUCCUGGCGUACAUGUUCACGCCCAUCUUACAGCGACUUAAGUUUAUCGACAACCUGACGCGAUCCCCGUACCUGGGGCAUCUGGCCGCCUCAGUGGAAGGGAUCUCGACUAUCAAUGUGUACGGACAGGCAGACAGCUUUGUCAAACAAUUCUGUGACAUGCUGGACAUGAACACCAUCCCAUUCUUCCUGUUUUAUGCAGCCAAUCGGUGGCUGGCUCUCUUCCUUGACCUCAUGACGAUCGCUGUGAUUGGUGUAACUGGAUUCCUUGUUGUUCUCACUGUAACCCCGAAAACAAGGCCCAGGCUGGCUUGGCACUGUCUUUUGCAUUUCAGCUUUAUAACGAGUUUACUACAGUACACACUCAGACUCUCUGUGGAGACAGGAGCACGGUUUUCAUCUGUACAGAGGAUAACAGACUACAUUGAGAACCUGCAGACGGAGGGGAAUCCUGCAGGCCAAGCGUCGCCCGUCCCGGCCACGUGGCCCAGCGAGGGCUACAUCACGUUCUCCAAGUUCCGCAUGCGCUACAGCGACGGCCUGCCUCUUGUGCUGAAGGGAAUCAGCCUCAACAUCCAGCCCAGACAGAAGAUAGGAAUUGUCGGAAAGUCCGGGUCAGGAAAGUCGUCACUUGGAGUUGCUCUGUUCCGACUGUCAGAGGCUGCGUCGGGUGCAAUUACGAUCGACGGGAGGAACAUCCGCGACGUCGAGCUUACUGACCUCCGAUCUAGACUGACGAUACUUGUGCAGGACCCAGUGUUGUUCGAGGGGACGGUCAGAUACAACCUUGACCCAUCUGGAUGCUACCAUAGUGAUGACCUUAUUUGGGAAGCUUUGGCAAAAUGCCAUAUUAAGGAAAAGGUUGUUAGCUUGCAGAAUAAAUUAGAUACACUUGUAGAAGAAAAUGGCAGAAACUUUUCUACUGGUGAAAAACAGUUGCUUUGUUUAGCAAGGGCAUUGUUACGUCACACCAAGAUUCUGAUCCUGGAUGAGGCGACGGCGUCGGUGGACACGCGGACCGAGUCUCUGGUGCAGCAGACAAUCCAGGAGGUGUUCGAGGACUGCACAGUCCUUACCAUCGCACAUCGGCUCGUCACCAUCCUCGACUGUGACAAGGUGCUCGUCAUGGAUGAUGGAAAAGUUAUGGAAUUUGAUUCCCCUAAAGUUCUUCUAGCUAAAAGACAUUCAAAAUUUAAAACAAUGAUUGAAGCUUUGAAGACGCAUCCAAAAGACUCGGUUUCCGAGGAUACUGUAAUCCCCCUCGAAGUGUCCGACUCACUACCCAAAGAUCCAUUUCCUGAAGACUCUGUCGUUUCAUCUCUUUCUUACACAGAUAAGACGGAGCCAUGGUUUAGCUAGCAAAGAAAAAAUACAGACAGCACCAUGCAACCAGAAUGUGCCUUUGACUUUCGCAAAUACAAAGUGCUGUCAUAAUAAUGAUGCAUGCAAUUCAAAAGACUUGGAAGCAUUUUUCUUAUAUACAUUAGAAUCUCGUUUGGUUGAACUCCGAAGGGUCGAAUACAUUGCAACGCUUGAAACAAAAACGAAGUCCCGAGUUACACUUACACAAUGUGUACCUUAUGGUUAGUUCGAACUACCCGAUGGGUCGAACACUUUCUCAAGCACCGACGGGGUUCGAACCAACGGGAUUCAGCUGUAUAUAUCUUCCAAUCUCAAGGCAGAAAGCAAUUAUUUAUUUUUUAAAAUUUCAGUCUCAAGGAAGAAACAAUAUCUUGCAUUUACAAGAUAUUAUAUUUUAAACACCUUGAUUGUGAACAAAGACAACAUUUUAAAAAGAACAAUUAUAAUCUCAGUCUAGAAAGAAUAUAAGUAUUUUUUAGUUUUUAGUAUAUAUGUAUAUAAUGGAGGGAAUUGCAAUGGGUUUUUUCAGGUGUUAAAAUUGUCUUUGAAACUGACACUGGUGCUAAAACUACUGCUUGAUUGAAGCAGCCUCCAGGGAAAAUAAGGUUUUGUUCAGUUAGCUUUAUCAUAUUGCAUUAUUUGUAUCUAUGUAACUUAAGUUUUUCGCUCCAGGGCUUCUAGAAUGUUUAUAAAAUCCACUGGCCAUGAGAUCAGGGAUUUAAAAAAAUUAUCAGCCACGAUUUAAAAUUCACAAGCCCUAUUUUACUUUAAAUUAAUACAAUUAAUACAAUUUUAUUAAAUAGUAAUAAAAAUGACAUAUGUCACCUAAAGAGGGAGAUAGAGCUUAAAAACACUAACAUUGGGGGUUGGAGUGGGGU